This is a messenger RNA of Thlaspi arvense, 423 nucleotides long. NCBI's taxonomy places the organism in Eukaryota, Viridiplantae, Streptophyta, Magnoliopsida, Brassicales, Brassicaceae. The record is from the annotation of a GenBank genome assembly.
AUGGCUUCAUCCCUGCUCACCGCCGCAGUCGCUAUUGUGCUUCUUAGCCUACUGCUUGGAUCUGCAGAGCAAGUGAGUGGACUGCGUCACAUUCCCAAGUCCCACAAGACCACUGAUGUCAAACACCCUGACUUUCUUGUCACCAUUGAGCCCAGACCAACUGUUCUCAUCCCUGGUGUUGGAAGGUUCUUGCUUCCUCCCAAGUGUAAGAAGCCAUUCUUCCCUUACAAUCCUGUCACCGGAGCUCCCCUCACUGGUGGGUCUAUCCCAUCAUAUGGUGGUGGACAAGGCGGCGGGACUCGCACCCAACUCCCUGGUGGCGAUGAUACGCUUGUCCCAAAUCCUGGAUUUGAAACUCCAACCCCGACCAUUGGAGCUGGCGCUGGAACCAGCGGCCAAGUUCCACCAGUGCCACUACCCUGA